This is a messenger RNA of Galendromus occidentalis (western predatory mite), 1788 nucleotides long. RefSeq lists its product as uncharacterized. Gene Ontology annotation, molecular function: chromatin binding. The transcript has 10 exons. Gene Ontology annotation, biological process: mitotic sister chromatid separation; meiotic chromosome condensation. Lineage: Eukaryota; Metazoa; Arthropoda; Arachnida; Mesostigmata; Phytoseiidae. Bases 1 to 1788 code for a protein of 595 amino acids. The record is from RefSeq and is a predicted model, not a curated record. Gene Ontology annotation, cellular component: nucleus; condensin complex.
AUGCCGAAAAUCCGAGGCAUAAGCCGGGCUCGAGCCAAGCGGCUAUCGUCGGAGCGAUGCACCAGUCCCGAGGACGAGCAUGCGAGCUCUCUAAAAUACAUAGAGGCCGCAUACUCUGGAGACAUCAAACCCCUUAGAGACCUCACCCAGAACUUCCAGGUGAAACUGGAUUCCCUUAUCCAGUAUGUCGAAAGACUCAAGCAGGCUGUGUCGGAUCGCGUUAAUUACUUUCAUGCUGGACUCAUUCUGCAGUCCAGCCGGGAAGUUUACUCGCGCAAAGUUGAUUAUUUGGAGAUGCUCCUCGACGCGUUAGUGAGAACGGCCAGCUCUGUCGAGCUAGUUUUGGAAAAGCCAGAGGCGGAUGUUGAACAGAAGAAAUGCAAUAAGCGCCACAAACAGCUCUGGCCGAAAUUGGAAGAAUUCAAGCGGGUGUCAAAAGAAGAGAUAACAAUUCUACCUGAAUCUCAACGUGUAGUGAACUUCGAUCUACCCAAGACCGUACGAUUGCCUCCGAUUCUGCCGAUGCUGUUAAUGCCCCCAAUAUGCAACCAUGUAUUCCUUCGAGACACGAAAGGAGAUGUUAUGGGUCGGAAAGCAGACUUUCGAGUCAACUGGCCGAUAAAUCGACAAGGAAUGCCGAUCGAUCUCGCUAAACAACUUCAAAAAACAUCGAAGGCUGGCGACGAAGCCGACGAUCAUGCGGUUUUUCUGGCGAACCCAAAAAUUGCCGAUGUUGAAUCAGAUGCAGACCUUGAUGACGCACCGAUGCUCGACGACUCCAAUUUGUCGGAACCAGACUGCGCCGUCGGAAACGGGUUCGCGGAAAACUUAUUUGCACAUGAUAUGUGUUCCACCCCUGCUCCGCAUCCGGACCAUGCCUAUGAGAUGCCUCCAUCGCCAGGACCAUCGAGACCCGACACCUCUGUAUCCAUGACUUUGAUCAACACCCCCUUCACGCCGAUGUUGGAUCCAAACACACGACCGAAGCGUAGUGCGAGAAAGCUUCCCGCAGCGAUGACUCUAUCGGAAUUCAUAACUGGAAAAAGGAAACCAGACAGCUCCGCUUCGAAGCGGAAAAGGAAGGCCAAGAAAUCUUCGAAGGAUCCUAAGAUUAACAAAUCGAAGCGGGCAAAACUGGACUUCGAAGCAGAAGCCCCACUCCUCGAAAACUGCACGAUUCAUGGAGAUGGCACCGCACAUGGUGAAAAUGUAGAAGAAUCGCAGCCCCUGGCGCCUUCUGAAGAUGUUUUGAAUUCCCCGAGACCAUCGUCUGCGACGCCUUCUCACGCUCCCGAUUGGGAUCUUGGUCCACCCGAUGACACAGAUGAUGAGGUCGCGGACAUCAUGAGCGAAACCAAAGAAUCUGAAUUCUCGAAAGGCGUCACAGAGCUUUCACCCGUAGACGACUCCACUCCCACCCGACAGCAGGAGGAGGCAGACGAUCGAUAUCAAACGUGGACGGAGAAAAUAAGACCGAUACUGCAGAGAUUGGACGAGAAACCGAAAUUCGAUCUGCGAGACACUGCGCGAACUAUAAUUCAGGACAUGAAAGUGGGAGAAAAGGUCUCCAUGGGGGAAAUUCUCCGUCAUAGGAAACCCGAGCAGGUGUCAAGAAAUUUCGUUGCGUUACUACAGCUGUGCAAUACGCGAAAUGUGGAAAUCGGGAAUGACAGCGUUCUUCUCUUGAGUGACGGUUUCAAGCUCGCUGCUGAAAUACCGCUGGACGAUUGUCCCGAUCAGCCCUUGAGUCCUGCCGCGACAGAGUCCCAGAACCUCCGCCCGUCAUAG